AUGAGGGGGAAGAGGAAAAAUGACGGGAAAUACAAGAGCGAAAAGGAGUGCCUGGACGCCCAUGAACCAAACCCUCACGAGCCCAAGCCCCCCGUUCAGCCAGACACGCCUAAGCCCCCCGGACAACCCUCCGCUCAACCAGCUCCUCCUACGCCUAAGCCCCCCGUUCAGCCAGAACCUCACAUGCCUAAGCCUUCCGGACAAGCUGCGCUAUUGCCAUGGAUAGAUCAACCUACCAGGGACGAGGUCAAGGCAAGUGGAUGCUUCGAAAUGGCUACGGACGAGCGUUGUGGCACAGAGCUAUACUGCAACACUUACGAUCCUAAAAUAGGCGGGAAAAACGACGGGAAAUACUCGAGCACAAAGGAGUGCCUGGACGCCCAUAAACCAGAACCUCGAAAGCCCAAUUGA
Messenger RNA from Purpureocillium lilacinum, 411 nucleotides. NCBI's taxonomy places the organism in Eukaryota, Fungi, Ascomycota, Sordariomycetes, Hypocreales, Ophiocordycipitaceae. The record is from RefSeq and is a predicted model, not a curated record.